AGUGCGGGAAUUUCGGCUAGAAUAAUAAAUAACGAUAAGGAUAGUGGAAAAGGAAACGCUCCAAACAUGAGUAACUGAAAUCGUCUCCUAUGCUAUGCGUUGCCAUGGUGGUUCUUGCAAGCUCUGCAACUUUCUCCGCCUCUCUUCACACUCGGCUUUCUAACGGAAGCCCUCGUUUUCUUCUCAGCUCCACUAAUUUUCAGGUUUUGCAAUGGAAAUCGAAAUCCCUAACUGUACGAGCUCUAGAAGCUCGAUUAUGGCGUCCUUUGAAUUGCAGGAGUAGAAAUUGCAGUGACUAUGAAGCAUUCGCUCCUAGACAGGAGCUCUUGUUGCUUCAUCCGAUACGGAUUAUCCGGAAAUGCCUCUCGUCUCGCCGAAGCCGACAAGGAGUAAUGAACUGUGCCGAAAAUUUUAGAAACCAUGCGUCCAUUCUUUUUGUCCGGUUGGUUGUUACGGUACUGCUUGUUACCUCAGUUUCGUUUGCUGCCAGCAAUUCGCCCUCUCGGGCGCUCAGUGAAGAGAAUCUUCUAUUCCUCGAGGCGUGGAGAACGAUUGAUCGUGCUUAUGUUGAUAAAACUUUUAAUGGACAGAGUUGGUUUAGGUAUAGAGAAAAUGCUUUGCGGAAUGAACCAAUGAACACGAGAGACGAGACGUACAUGGCUAUAAGGAAGAUGCUUGCAUCAUUGGAUGAUCCUUUCACUCGGUUUCUAGAGCCUGAAAAGUUUAAGAGUUUGCGGUCUGGAACACAAGGUGCUCUUACUGGUGUAGGGCUUUCAAUAGGCUAUCCUAUAGGUUCUGAUGGAUCACCUGCUGGACUUGUUGUUAUUUCAGCAGCUCCAGGAGGUCCUGCUAGUAGGGCUGGAAUUCUAUCUGGGGAUGUUAUUUUGGCAAUAGAUGAUACAAGUACAGAAAGUAUGGGCAUAUAUGAUGCAGCAGACCGGUUGCAGGGGCCUGAAGGAAGUUCAGUGGAAUUGACUGUUCGCAGUGGACCUGAAGUAAAGCAUCUUGCUUUGAUUCGAGAAAGGGUAUCUCUAAAUCCAGUGAAGUCAAGACUCUGUGAAAUUCCUGGCUCAGGAAAGGAUUCUCCUAGGAUUGGGUAUAUUAAACUAUCAUCAUUCAACCAAAAUGCUUCAGGUGCUGUCAGGGAAGCUAUUGGUGCUUUACGGAGUAAUAAUGUUAAUGCCUUUGUGUUAGACCUUCGAGACAAUAGUGGUGGUCUAUUUCCAGAAGGAAUUGAGAUUACCAAGAUUUGGUUAGAAAAAGGAGUGAUUGUGUAUAUUUGUGAUAGCCGUGGCGUUCGGGACAUAUAUGAUGCGGAUGGAAGUGGUGCACUUGCAGCUUCAGAACCCUUAGCUGUGCUGGUAAAUAAGGGAACCGCAAGUGCAAGUGAAAUAUUAGCUGGUGCAUUGAAAGACAAUAAACGUGCUGUGUUGUAUGGAGAACCCACAUUUGGGAAAGGCAAGAUUCAAUCAGUUUUUCAGCUAUCUGAUGGCUCUGGCUUAGCUGUUACAGUUGCUCGUUAUGAGACCCCUUCUCACACUAAUAUUGACAAGGUUGGUAUUGUUCCUGACCAUCCACUACCCAAAUCAUUCCCCAAGGACGAGGAGAGCUUUUGUGGCUGUCUCCAAGAACCUGCUUCUGCUUGCUACAUUGACAGAGUACAGCUCUUUGCUCGAUGACAGAUUCUUUUGUGUUUUUGACAUUUUCUUUUGUGGAAGGCAGCAAGAAUACUUUCACAAAUGUCGUUAAAGCAUUCUUUAGAUGGUUCAUCGAUUUUUAUCAGCGUUAACUAACAUUUUCGAAGAAUUUGAAAAAUGAAUUGAGAAACAGAUUCUUUUAUGUUUUUGACA
Molecule: messenger RNA, 1850 nt
Organism: Hevea brasiliensis (rubber tree)
Lineage: Eukaryota; Viridiplantae; Streptophyta; Magnoliopsida; Malpighiales; Euphorbiaceae
Product: carboxyl-terminal-processing peptidase 2, chloroplastic
Exons: 13
Coding region: 90-1679 (529 amino acids)
Biological process (GO): proteolysis
Molecular function (GO): endopeptidase activity; serine-type peptidase activity; protein binding
Source: RefSeq, a predicted model, not a curated record